AUGAGUGAUUCUGAAAGGCCUAUUGUUAGCCAAGAAGAACAACCAAAAGAAGAAAAAGAUACUAUUGUAAAUUUUCAAGAAAGUGAUGACGAUGACGAAAUAAUUGAUAUUGAACCAAUUCAUACAACAACCACAUCAAAUAAUUGGAAAAAAGUCCCGUUAAUAAUUAUUAUUAAAACAGCCCUUUGGGUUAAAGAAAAAAUUCAGCAAACUAUUGACCUUUCUAUUUAUCUCUUUGUAACUCCUUCAAAAGUUAUUGUUUCUUUUAUGCAAAAGCCGUUAGUUAAAAAAAUAACUACUGGAAUCACUUCAGUGGCUUUAUUUGGAGUAUGUGUUUAUGCUUUUGGUUAUAUUCCAUUCCAAUACGUCAAACAAUCAAAGGCAUUACAAUUCCACUAA
This is a messenger RNA of Entamoeba dispar SAW760, 399 nucleotides long. RefSeq lists its product as uncharacterized. NCBI's taxonomy places the organism in Eukaryota, Evosea, Mastigamoebida, Endamoebidae. Bases 1 to 399 code for a protein of 132 amino acids. The record is from RefSeq and is a predicted model, not a curated record. The transcript has a single exon.